Molecule: messenger RNA, 4998 nt
Organism: Rhodotorula toruloides NP11
Lineage: Eukaryota; Fungi; Basidiomycota; Microbotryomycetes; Sporidiobolales; Sporidiobolaceae
Product: putative membrane-bound transcriptional activator
Exons: 6
Coding region: 1-4998 (1665 amino acids)
Molecular function (GO): protein binding
Source: RefSeq, a predicted model, not a curated record
AUGGAUUACGAGGCGGCGCAGGCGCACUCGAGCAUGCACGAAUACGAUCCCGACGCGCACUUUGACUCGUCCAGCUCGUCCGGCGGCGACGCCAGCACCUCAUCGCCCUCGGAUGGUUCCUCACCCGCGUACUCGGCCGCGUCGCAGCAAGAGUGGGCGCUCGACCUCGGCCUGACCAUGCCGUGGACUGCUGCGUCCCCCGCCGCGCUCGGCGGCAUGGCAGCGAUGGACCCGGGCUUUGUCGCCUCGCAGGCCACGGCGUCGGGAGGGGCGUUCAAGCUCGCUGCUCGGCACGGACAGGGCGGGAACGGCACGGGAAACGACGGGCUUGCUCUCACGGGCGACUUCUGGAGUGCGGCGCCCGGCCAGGAGGCAUUGUCGCCCUCGGGGAGCGCGGGCGGACAGCAGCAGGACCGGGACGGCGCUCAGCGGGCGACAGACUACUUUGGCGCGCAGGCGAACGGCGGAAAGAACGAGAUGCAGAUGGAGUUUGACGAUAUGGUGCAUGAGGACGUCUGCGGCCCCUCAACCUUAACGGCGCCAACUCAUGCGCUGCCGACACCCUUGUCUUCUCAGCCGGCCUACGCGCACUCUUCGCUCCCUCCUCACAGCGCACCUGCUCCCGCACCUUCCGUCCCGAACGCCUUCCUCCAGCAGCAGCAGCAGCCUCCCCAACAGCAGCAGCCCUGGUCCAUCCCUGUCGACCUCCUUGCCGUCAACGCAGGCAUCGCACCCGCACUUACCAACACCGGCGCACCCGCGACGAGUGGCGUCGCGACACCCUCCCCCCUCCCUUCCCCGACGUCCGAAAUGGCCCCUUCGCCGUACGGCCGAUCGACUCGCGCUUCGAGCGCACGAGGGAGCAUUGCGAGCGCGUCGACUGCGUACGACGGUGUCGGCGAGGUCUACGCGCGGUCGACCCGGACUUCACGAGACCCGAGCCUGUCGCGUCGUUCAGACGGAUCGACUUCGUCCGCAGCGCUUCAGCCAAACGGACUCGUCGGUGCGGCGGCACCCACAGCAAAGGCGAAGCAGGCCGGCGGACCGACUCAAUCCGUCAACUUCGUCGCGCGCGAAGCAGUCCUCGCUGCGAAUCACAUCCCCGCACUCGCUGCUCCUCCGACCUCCUCCAUCCUCCCCUCGCCCUCGAACGUCUCCGCCGCACCACCCGAACUUCUCGUCUUGGGCGUCCCAGCAGUCGGCGCCAAGUCGCGCGUCGAGACGCAGAUCAAGAUCUCCCUUGCGCUGGUCCGACCACGGGGCGGCAUCAAGCGCGAAGAUAUGGAUUACUCGGCGGGCGAGUCGCUUGCGGACGAAAUGGUCAUGCCGGAUGGAGGACUUGCGGCCAAGGCGGGAGACGAGCUCGAGCGGAUUGGGAGCUGGAACCACAUCCGGCUGCCGAGGUACCUUGCGCUGAAGAGCAGCAGGGGAAACAAGGUGGGCAUGACGGGGCAGCCGAAGAAGAACGCCAAGCCUCUGCCUGACCCUACACCCGAAACGACACUCGACCUCGACGUCGCGGUCGUCUCUGCUACCGAACCCAACCGCGAAGUCUACAUCUGCGACAACUGCCAAGCGCGCGAGAUCAAGCGCUCGCAGCGCAAGAAGGACUCAAAGGGCAAGACGUACACGGCGCCGCCCCCGGUCGCGAACGAUGAGCCGCAGUUCACGUCCGAGGAGGAGAGGCGCAAGGUGGUCGUCUUCAACGUGACCGAGUUUGUCGACUUCACCUCGGGCGAAGUGGUCUUGCCGACUCGCGUCACCUGCUACUGCCGCCAUCACAAAGAGAAGAAGGGCUUCUGCGUCACGUACGCUUUGCGCGACCACCUCGGCCACAUCGUCGCGAGCGGGUCCACCCCGCCAAUCAUGAUCACCGACGACCACAAGACCAACUCGAACAAGCAGAGUGCGGCGGCGGUGGCAGCAUCGCAAGCUCUCACUGCGGCGGCUGGGCAGGAUCCCGAUGCGGUCGGAGCGACUGGUAAGCGCAAGGCUGGCAAGGCGGGUGCGGCGAGCAAGCGGGAGAAGAAGGCGCCCUCACCUCCCGCUGCGAACGGUACCUCCAGCCGCCCCCGUCGCGCCGCCACGGGUCGUUCGCGCCGUGGUCAGACUGACAGCGACGACGAGGCGGACGCCGAGCCGGCUUACCACGCUGCUAGCAAGAAGGCCCGCCCUUACGAUGCUGAUGCGCGCCCGUCCCGCAAACGCACGAGCAACCAGCAUCGCUCGCCGACCUUCGCAAUGACGCCUCUUCAGUCCACUUCCAAGCCAGGCUCGCCCAUGACCUCGACGACCCAACUUGUCCCCGAGUCUGUCCAGCAGCAACAGCAACAGCUGGCGCAGCUCAAUGGCGUGGCUCUCCCGCCGCUCAACAGCGCUCCGUCGUCAUCGUCAUUCGGGUCGGCACUUGGCCUCGGCGGCUUGGGCGACGCCGUCAUGGCAGACCCGUCUGCGCCGCCAUCUGGCGUCGUUACGCCGUCUUCCGCCUACUUGCCGAAUGGUCGAUCCGCCUCGAUGGGUCCGUCCUUCUCGAACGGCUACGAUCGGCGAUCGAACGUCUCGAGCCCGCCUCACUCGCCAGGCUCGACCGCUCCCUCCGACACCUUCCAGUCGUUUGCCUCGGCCUUCCCCUCGCCGAACGCCUCGGUCGUCGAGCCCGCACCUGCACCUGCGCCGAUUCAGCCAACACCGCCUGCGCCAUCCUCGGUCCCGUCGUUCGCCAUUCCCGCGACCGAGCCGAUGCCAGCGAGCUUCACGCCCAGCUGGGCCUUGCAGCAACAGCCGAACCAGCUGCAGCCGCCUGCGCCUGCGCCUCGUAUUGGCCGCCUCAUCCCCGGCGAAGGCCCCGUUCACGGCGGAAUCGAGAUCACCGUCCUCGGCGAGAACUUCGUCCGUGAUCUCGUCUGCGUCUUCGGCGACACACCUGCCGCGACGCACUACUGGUCGAACAACACGCUGGUCUGUGUCCUCCCGCCGUCUGCCAACCCUGGACCCGUCGUUGUCGGCAUCAAGGGCGUGCCUCUCACCGUCGAACAGGGUACCGGCCUCCAGCUCUUCACCUACAAGGACGACUCGGACCGCUCGCUGCUCGAGCUCGCGUUGCAGGUCGUCGGGUUGAAGAUGACGGGUCGCCUCGAGGACGCGAGCGCGGUUGCGAUGCGGAUUGUUGGGAACGGACCAGGCGGACAGGCUGCCGCUCCAAGCGGUUCGACUUCCCCGUCGAACGGCGGAAGCGCUCCUACCGAUACCGCCAGCCUUGCAGCCACUCUUGACGCAGCAGCCCGAUCGGUCUACCCGACGCCGGCCACAUCUCGCUCUUCCUCUCGCCGCUCGUCUUUCAGCGACUCGCCCAACGCGUCGACCACCUCCCUUCCCUCUCUUCCGGCCGUCGCAUCCGGCGAAACCCGCAACUUCGAAGGCAUCGUCAUAAAGUUCCUCUCGCUCCUCGACCUUGACCCGUCCCUCAUCCCGGGUGCCGCACCCUCGCUUCCGUCAACCCGCCCGCCGAUCUCGCAUGCGAACGGACAGCAACACACCCUUCUCCACCUCGCGACCCUCCUCGGCUUCCACCGCCUCGUCUCCUUCCUCCUCCAGCGCGGCGUCGCUGUCGACAUGCCCGACCGCAACGGCUACGCGGCGCUGCACUUCGCUGCCUUGUAUGGACGCGUCACAAUCGCGCGCUUACUGCUCGAGGGCGGCGCAUCGAUCAACGUCAGGGUGAACGACGGCCGGACAGCUCUCGACAUCGCUCGCGACCGCGACGACGUCGAUGUCGAAGAGCUGCUGCUGGCAAGGGGCGCGACAACGUCGCCUUCGCAGGUCACGCCAACGAUGAGCAGCGCAGGAAGGCAGCAGCUCGUCAGCUUCUCGCCCGCACACAGCGUGCGCGCGUUGCCUUCAGCUUCGUCAGCCACAUUCGGUCGUCGCAGCAGUUUGGCUAGCUCCUUUGCCGAGGACUCCGCCAGCGAUGAGGAGGACGAUGACGACGAGCCGUGGUCCCUCGAGUCGGACGAGUUCCCGAGCGACUGGACUGUCUCGGACGAAGAAGGCGACUCUUGGGACGAGGACGCGGAUGGGGAGGUCGACUUGCGGACCUGGUCUCGCUCGAGGAACGCGUCGACGGUCUCGCUGCAAUACCUACUCGAGGCCGAGGCAGAGACCAGGGCGGAACGGCGGACUCCUCGCUCGCGUCAAGUCUCUCUUCCCGACGAGGACGACAUUCCAGCCGGACAACCCAUCCUCGCCCAGCCCAGGCCUGUCAAGCCUACGUCGUCCGCGUCUUGGCUGUCGCAGAAGCUCAAGCCUGCUGUUCCGCCGAGCUUGAACAAGCUACAGCCGAUUGCAGGCGUGACGGGCGUGUGGGAGCGAGCGAAGGCGAACCGCUUCGGCGUUCCACAAAUGCACAUGCCUGAGCUCACCGCCUUCCCCGCCAUGCCUGCUGCGCUCACUCGCCACAUCAGCGGCGGCAGCAUCUCCAAGCGACGACGCGCCGCUACGGUCGGCGAGCCGCAGCUGGCAACCGGCGACGGCGACGGCGACGAGACGGAGGGCGAGCUCAGCCCAUCUCCCGGCCGUGACUGGCGGUCGGCCUUCUACGCGCCGCAAUGGUGGCACGCCAAGACGCCCUCGUCGCCUCCUCCGCAGUACACCCCCAGCGACACCCUCUCAGCCUUGCCCGUGGACGAGAAGACCUCGCCUUCGACCUCGACCGCCGUCUCUCGCUCACCUCCCAAGGCAACGCCUGUUCGGUCCCGCAUGCGUCGCCGGUUCUCAGCGACAUCGAGUGCCUCGGACGAGACGGACGCCGAGACGGACGCCGGCAGUGUCAUGGGCGAGGCAUCUCGAACGGCAGACUGGAUGCUUUGGGUCUUCUGGAUGCCGGUCCUCCUCUUCGUUGCAUGGUACGGCUGGCGACACUGGAGCGAGUACGCCGCGCCCGUCGUCAGUACCUUUGCCGAUACCUGCCUUCCUACCGGCAUUGCUCGCCUCCUCACCUGA